Molecule: messenger RNA, 2051 nt
Organism: Rosa chinensis
Lineage: Eukaryota; Viridiplantae; Streptophyta; Magnoliopsida; Rosales; Rosaceae
Product: protein phosphatase 1 regulatory inhibitor subunit PPP1R8 homolog
Exons: 2
Coding region: 467-1657 (396 amino acids)
Molecular function (GO): mRNA binding; protein binding
Source: RefSeq, a predicted model, not a curated record
AGCGAAGAAGAAGCCGGCGUCGAUUCGAAGUGGACCGAAUUUGCUCGCUAUACCAAUACAAUACCACCCACACUCUCGUUUGCAUUGUGUCCAGAAUGCCCAUAGCAAGCUGAUGACGCGUGCCCUCAAAAUCAGGGCAAUCGCGUCUUUUGAGUUUUGGCCAAAAAAAAAAAAAAAGAGAGAGAAUUGAAGUAAAAGAGAGAGUAAUUACGGCGGCAGAAGGAGGCUAAACCCUUUUGCGGCCACUCUCGCUCUCUUCCGAUGGUCUCACCUUCUUGAAUCCCCCCCAUCCCAUUUUGAUUCUCAAAUUUUGGUGUUUGGAUGAUGGUUAAAUAACAUCUUACCUAGACUGAAGGCUUUCGCUUUUGGAGGAGGGACUAGUGUAGACCCAGAUAGAUUUGAGCGCUGCUGCUGAUGCAACUCAGAGUCUAAUUAGUUUAACAAGGAAGGAAGAAUUGCAUCCAUCAUGUACGGCAGAGCUGGGCUUGAUAGAUUUAGGAAAGCUCAGUCCUUGGAACCCUUCUCAGUGAAUGCCAAUGCCCAAUCCUCCACUCCAGCUCAGAAGCCCCCCACUGGUGCUGUUCAGGAGGCCGGCCCUCAGCAUCAGCAUCUGACUCAGAUUGGUGAGGGUCAGUCGAGUUGGCAGCCCCCCGAGUGGGCAAUGGAUCCCCGCCCUGGUGUUUAUUUUCUUCAAGUCUUGAAGGAUGGUCAACUUGUCGACCGCAUUCCUCUUGAUAGGCGCCGCAACAUCUUUGGUCGCCAAUCUCAUACUUGUAAUUUUGUGCUUGAUCAUCAGUCUGUUUCCCGCCAGCAUGCUGUUGUUGUUCCUCACAAGAAUGGAAGCAUAUAUGUAAUUGAUUUGGGAUCUGCGCACGGUACUUUUGUUGCAAAUGAACGGGUGACUAAAGACACCCCUGUUGAGCUUGAAGUUGGGCAGUCUUUGCGGUUUGCUGCAUCAACUAGAACUUAUGUCUUACGAAAGAACGAUGCAGCUCUUUUUCCUCGUCCUCCGAUGCCUUCCGAGGUUGACCUGCCACCACCACCUGAUCCAUCUGAUGAAGAAGCUGUUGUCGCUUAUAAUACGCUUCUAAAUCGUUAUGGUCUGACCAGGUCUAGCAAACUGCCUAGGCCCAAUGAGUCAGCUAACUCCGCAAACAAGAAAGGUGACACCCAGCAUCCGGAGAGAGCCUCUAAGAGAAUUAAGAAGGCAAGAGUAUCAUUCAGGGAUCAAGUUGGAGGACAGUUGGUUGAAGUUGUUGGUAUAUCAGAUGGUGUGGAUGUAGAAACAGAACCUGGUCCGAUAGGUGUAAAAGAAGGGCAAAGUCUCGUUGGAAAAUAUGGAUCCCUUGUACAGACUACAGUAAUUCCCAAAGGGAAGGAGCAAUCAUCUGCCAAGGAAGCGAAUAAUUCCCAGAAGGGGAUGACUGAAAAAUUACAACAAGUCUUAGAUAGAGUCAAAACUGCUCCAAAAGGUGGGAUAUAUGAUGACCUUUAUGGAGAAUCUUAUUCGGGCAAAGUGGGCACUUCCUGGGCAUAUCCUUCACUUAGUUCCACUGCCUCUCCAGGUAAAGACUCUGAUGAAAAGCCAUCGAAUGCAAACCAUGGAACUAACUCGGGCCAAGUUGAUGGUGACGAGGAUGAUUUAUUUGGAGACUGAUUGAAGCAAGAACUUGUGGAUGGAUUGUUUUAUUCUCCUCUUUUUGGGUUUGGGAAUGUUUUGGAGGUUGAAAAGCUGUAACGCAUGAAAAUUGUAUGGUCUUGCUUCCCUUGUGGAUGGGAUUUUUGUUGUAAUUCAUCAACAAAUUUCUUUGUAUUGGCAUGCUCUGCCUCAUAAUCUCCAAACCAGUUACUGUCUGAGAUUGUGGCUUCGAAACUGUGUAACCAUAGAGGGAAUGGAAAGGCCGUAUAUGAUGCUGCCAGGUAUGUCAUUUAUUUAACUCAUUUUCAAACCUUAUAUGAUAUGUUUAUGGUGGUGCAAGUCUGGUGUGAGAUGCUGAUACAGUGUUCAACUUUUUUUCUUGAUAAUGAUAUGGCAAGGGGGUUUGUUAGUA